Molecule: messenger RNA, 3981 nt
Organism: Echinops telfairi (small Madagascar hedgehog)
Lineage: Eukaryota; Metazoa; Chordata; Mammalia; Afrosoricida; Tenrecidae
Gene: SYT4
Product: synaptotagmin 4
Exons: 4
Coding region: 241-1518 (425 amino acids)
Biological process (GO): cellular response to calcium ion; regulation of calcium ion-dependent exocytosis; vesicle fusion
Cellular component (GO): synapse; axon; membrane
Molecular function (GO): SNARE binding; phosphatidylserine binding; calcium-dependent phospholipid binding
Source: RefSeq, a predicted model, not a curated record
GUUUCAGCCACGUCUGGAGUCUGGGAGACGAGCUUCUCAGAAGAGCCAAAACACGAACAGGGGUGACAAAUCACUGUGCGAGGGCGAGUGGACCUCCUCUCUGCCUCCUCCCAGUUCCGGGCGCAGCUCCCCAGGGCUCUGCGCUGUUGUUUUCAGCACUCCGGAAAGCCAGAUCUGGGAAAGUGAACCAAGCUACGGAGUUUUCCGUUCAGCACCUCGGACAGAGCACGCAGCAAAAAUAUGGCUCCGAUCACUACCAGCCGGGAAGAAUUUGAUGAAAUUCCCACUGUGGUGGGCAUCUUCAGUGCAUUUGGCCUGGUCUUCACGGUCUCACUAUUUGCAUGGAUCUGCUGUCAGAGAAAAUCGUCCAAGUCUAAUAAGACUCCUCCAUACAAGUUUGUGCAUGUGCUUAAGGGAGUCGAUAUUUACCCUGAAAACCUCAGUAGCAAAAAGAAGUUUGGAGUAGAUGAAAAAAAUGAAGUGAAGAAUAAACCAGCUGUACCAAAGAGCUCCUUGCAUCUCAACCUCGAGAAGAGAGAUCUCAAUGGAAAUUUCCCCAAAACAAACCUCAAAGCUGGCAGCUCUUCUGAUGGAGAGAAGGUGACCCCAAAGCUCUUUCCAGAAGGGGAGAAGGAGGCAGUAUCUCCCAAUAGCUUAAAGUCCAGCACUUCUGUGUCUUCAGAAGAGAAGCAAGAGAAGUUGGGAACUCUCUUCUUCUCUUUAGAGUACAAUUUUGAGAAGAAGGCAUUUGUGGUCAAUAUCAAGGAAGCCCGUGGCUUGCCAGCCAUGGACGAGCAGUCCAUGACCUCAGAUCCCUACAUCAAAAUGACAAUCCUCCCAGAGAAGAAGCACAAAGUGAAAACUAGAGUUCUGAGAAAGACCUUGGAUCCUGCUUUUGAUGAGACCUUUACAUUCUAUGGGAUCCCCUACACCCAGAUCCAAGAGCUGGCCCUGCACUUCACAAUCUUGAGUUUUGACAGGUUUUCAAGAGAUGAUAUCAUUGGAGAAGUCCUUAUUCCUCUCUCCGGAAUUGAAUUAUCUGAUGGAAAAAUGUUAAUGACCAGAGAGAUCAUCAAGAGAAAUGUUAGGAAGUCUUCAGGACGCGGUGAGCUCUUGAUCUCUCUCUGCUACCAGUCCACCACAAAUACUCUCACUGUGGUGGUUUUAAAAGCGCGACACCUGCCGAAAUCCGAUGUGUCUGGACUUUCAGAUCCCUAUGUCAAAGUCAACUUGUUCCACGCCAAAAAGAGGAUCUCCAAAAAGAAGACUCAUGUGAAGAAAUGCACUCCCAACGCAGUCUUCAACGAGCUGUUUGUCUUUGACAUUCCUUGCGAGGGGCUUGAAGAGAUAAGUGUGGAAUUUCUGGUUUUGGAUUCUGAGAGAGGAUCCCGGAAUGAGGUGAUUGGGCGAUUGGUCCUGGGAGCAGCUGCAGAAGGCAGUGGUGGCGAGCACUGGAAAGAGAUUUGUGACUUCCCGAGGAGACAGAUUGCCAAGUGGCACGUGCUUUGUGAUGGUUAGCAUCCCAGCCACGAGGUGGAACUAUGCGAUUUUUAAUAGGCAAGGAGCAAUUCCCUUUCUUUAUGAUAUGUAAUCGCGAGCUUGUGACAGCAAGUUACCUUUCUUUUUGGUUAGAAAUGGAUUGACUUAGCAGACCAGAAAGUAACUGUAAAUGUGUAUCAUGAUAAGUUCCCCUUUGAUUUAGAGAAAGUGGAUACUUUCCAUAAGAUAUUCAGUUUUGCCAGAUGGCGACUGAUGGUACGCAUGAGUCAUCACGUCUUUGAUAAACAUGGAACUGAGAUUCCAAGUUAGAGGAGUGGUUUAGAAGGGGGUGACCUCAGUGGCACACCUCGCUGGAUGGUAACAAUAGGAUAACGGAUUUAAAUAUGAAACACGCCUUUUCUCAUGAAAGCUCAUCCUUUUUCUUCAGCUUGGGGAAAUUAAUUUUUUCUUUAAAUCCAAAGAUAUUGAAGAAAUGUGCUGUAGUUUGUUUUUUAUUAAUUCUGUCGUGUACAAAUGAUUGUCCUGCACAGAAAAGUGUGGUCAUUCCUCUUUGGUACAAUUUUAUCAUAAACGUAGUAACUUAGGUUCGUUUUCAAAAGACAGUGAACAAGGCCGAGAAAUCAUCAGGUCAAAGGGCUGAGUUGCAAACGCUGUGGCUAAAAUAUGUUUUUUUUCUCCCCCAACUCCUUAAGGUUACAUGUGAGCUAGAAUGUUGUAAAAUAUGACCUCACAUAAGAACCAUGAACUUCAAUUAUUCACUGCCUAUCACAAGCCUCAGUGUGACCUAAGAAACCCCCAUGUAUCUUGGUGAAGUUGUCACCUUAGCUUAUGGAUCAAGAGACCCACUCCAGUUUUCCUGUAGGAAAUGUGUACAGUGAGCAAGUGUUCUUUCAAAGUCAUCUUUUGUACCCAGAGGUGGCAUUGCUAACUAAGUCUCCAUUUUAGCCUGUCUCCCUCCUCACAAACGGGGAAGCUAUUUGAAGAGACUAAAGCAGCAGACAAAAGACCCUGGGGAGUUUUAUCCACUGUCAAGUAGAGAGCCCUCCUUAAAACCAACAGGCUAAGUCAUAUGACUAAAGCAUAGUCAAAUGGCCAGCCGAGUAAGAUUUACCUAUGUUCACACAAAUAUAUUUAGGCUGUCAAAUUAGCACAAUGGAUUAUGCAUUUCACUACGACCUCUGGGCUAACAUGUCUUGAGCCGGGCUGUUGUCUGCGGAGCCGUGUAUAGACUUGGGUCUCGUGCAGCCUCCCCGCCCGGGCUCUGAAACUCAUGAAGAGCUUUUCGAGUAAAGCAGUGCCAUUGUGAUUCCUAGGAGAUAAUGAACUUGAGGGGAUCUCCAUUAUAUUUGAGUUUUUAGAGAUGUACGAGUGAAAGUUGGGUGCAGUUGAAUUAUUGAAUAUGCAAGUUAGAAAUAAAGUCUACUAAAAUGUACAUUUUGAGUCUUUCGGGGUUUGUGUCCGUACUUUAGGAGUUUUUGACCAUGUGUUUGAUAUCACGGUGUUUGUAAAACUCUAUGAAGAUGCAUUUUCAAAGCGACUUAUAUACAUGCUUUUUAUGACUAUGCCUAAUGUAAAGAUAAUGUUCCAUUCUGUGUGUAUGAAAACCAAUCUCUUCAUUUUUGUGAUUUAAACUGACUUGGGACAAGAAAAGAAUAUUCCGCAAUCAUUGUUCUCAUCUCACUACAAAAUCAUCUCAGACCAUCUUGGCCCACUCAGCAUUUCUGUGACAGCAACUUGGAACAAGUUGUCAGUUUGGGUGGUGGGAAUGUUGAAUAUGCUCUGGGGUUCUGUAUGUUGUUUAUCAGGGGCUCUGACCUUUAUAACUUAUUUCGAAGUCCAGUGAGAUGGUCAGGCAAGGAGUCCAAUCCUACGUAUCUUGCCCAACAGCCAGAAGUUAAUGGCGUUACUAGUUUAAAAUCAUUGUGGGAGAAGGGAUUUAUUUACUUAAGUGGAACAGCACAAAUAACUUAAGGUAUGUUAAAAAAUGCAGUGGGUUAUUUGUAAAUAGUUUUUUAAGUUCACAAAUUUUCAAGUGUUCUUGAAUGUAAAAUGUUGAGUGAAACCAAUGGCAACUAGCUUCAAGAAACAGAAGGAGAAAAAACAAGGAAGGAAUGGAAACAGGCAGGGACAGGUGAGAUCGCAUCAUCUUCUGAAAACUGUUCUGAUUUAUAAUGUAUCGCAAACUCAAUGUGAAUAUCUUGAAUUCUGUUACAAAUCCUGCACUGUAUGAAAUGUGUAAAUUAAUCGUUGUCUGAUUAGCCAAUCUGACCUCCCGAAUGGGAAGGUUUCCAUGUUUAAAGAACUGUGUAACUCAGUAACUGACUUGUUCUGAUGUCGUAACUCAAUAGAAGUGAUUUGGAAGGAAGCGUGGUGUACAAGACGGUGUGUGUUCUAUUGUGCCAGCUCUGUAUGAUGUUUGUAAGACCGUAUUUGUAAGAAAUGAAUAAAUUGCUGCUUUUGCCCAUUCCACUUCAAUUCAAA